Messenger RNA from Protobothrops mucrosquamatus (brown spotted pit viper), 328 nucleotides. RefSeq names its product ephrin type-A receptor 6-like. The annotation marks the transcript as partial. Gene Ontology annotation, cellular component: neuron projection. NCBI's taxonomy places the organism in Eukaryota, Metazoa, Chordata, Lepidosauria, Squamata, Viperidae. The record is from RefSeq and is a predicted model, not a curated record. Gene Ontology annotation, biological process: axon guidance; protein phosphorylation. The transcript has 2 exons. Gene Ontology annotation, molecular function: transmembrane-ephrin receptor activity; ATP binding.
UACGACUACCAGGAACCAAAACAUAUAUUGAUCCAGAUACUUAUGAAGAUCCAUCCCUAGCUGUUCAUGAGUUUGCAAAGGAGAUAGAUUCAACAAGAAUUCGUAUUGAGAGAGUUAUUGGGGCAGGUGAAUUUGGAGAAGUGUGCAGUGGUCGCCUAAAAACACCUGGGAAAAGAGAGAUUCCUGUAGCCAUUAAAACUUUGAAAGGUGGACAUGUGGAAAGGCAGAGAUGGGAUUUCCUACGAGAAGCUAGUAUCAUGGGACAAUUUGAUCAUCCAAAUAUUAUUCGCCUUGAAGGAGUUGUCACAAAGAGUAAGUUCUUUAGGAA